UUUUUUUUUCUUCUCUACGUCAACCCCUUCUUCCCUUUCCGUCGCUCUAUAAAUCUCAUUCUCCUGUCAUUUCUGCAUACCCCCUAAACAUACCAGCACGUAUCGCUUGGUCUCCCCCUAGAGUCGGUUUGUCGUCAUCUUCUUUUCGCGGACUCGCGCCUCCUAGCGCGCCGCAUCAACCUCACCACAAUGGGUCUCUCCAAAACCAACAGGAUCAAGAUCCUGCUGGCCAUUGAUACAGCAUUCUUUUUCUUGGAACUGAUUGUUGGCUAUUCCGUCCACUCGCUUGCCCUUGUUGCGGAUUCGUUUCAUAUGCUGAAUGAUGUGUUGUCAUUGUGCGUCGGUUUAUGGGCCGUGAAGGUCGCCAACCAGGAGACCACUUCUAAGAUGUACACUUACGGGUGGCAACGCGCAGAAACCCUCGGUGCCUUAGUAAACGGUGUCUUCCUUGUCGCUUUGUGUUUAUCGAUAUUCUUAGAAGCUAUCCAACGACUGGUGGAACCUCAGGAAGUGCAAAACCCGAAGCUGGUCUGCAUUGUCGGCUGCUUUGGCCUCUUGUCUAACAUCUUGGGUCUGGUGUUGUUUCAUGACCACUCCCAUGGUCACAGCCAUGGGGAAGAUACAGAGGACGUGAAUGCCGCAGAACAAGGCUAUGUGUCUCAGGCCGGAUGCGACCAUGCCCGUCCAGAUAAGCGGGGGAUUACAAACGAGUCCACAUCCUCUUCCCCUGAUACUCGGAGACGCCGAACACUCGAUAGCCAACACCGCGGGUCCCGCCGAUACAGCAACGCCACGAACCGUGGUUUCGUCGGUGUGGAAGACAUCCAAGUACACCCAGCUACCAUGAGACAAGAGAUUAUUGCGGCCAGUCGCAAUCGUUUUGUUGAUGAGGAACAGUCUUCUGAAUCGGAUAGUGACCAAACAGGCGUUGCUGAAGUGGAUAACUUGCAGCCUUCGGAACGAUCUGCCCUUCUUAGCCCCCAAAACCGCGGGGCCAAGUAUACGGAUGAAGUAAACGCGCCCUUUCUACCAGGUGCAACGACCGAUGACGACAUUCACAAAUUCCAUAAUCACGCCCAGCCAAAGUCGAAGGAUUCCAAACACGGUCAUGGCCACGGCCACGGCCACGGCCAUGGCCACGACCUCAAUAUGCGGGGCGUUUUCCUACAUGUUAUGGGUGAUGCCCUAGGCAACGUGGGGGUCAUCGUUUCGGCCCUAGUUAUCUGGCUGACUGACUAUGACUGGAGGUUCUACGUUGACCCUGGCAUUUCGUUGUUGAUUACAGUGAUUAUCCUUGCCUCGGCCAUUCCUCUGUGUAAAGCCGCGUCGAGAAUUCUUCUACAGGCCGUACCAUCCAGCAUAAGUAUUGAUCAUAUCAAGGAGGAUAUUGAGAGACUCCCUGGUGUCAUCGGCUCGCACGAUUUACACGUUUGGCAAUUGAGUGAUACGAAGCAUGUCGCUUCAAUUCACAUUCAAGUGGAUACGGAGAUCAAAGGCGAGGGUUCAGAGAGGUAUAUGCGCCUGGCUAGACAAGUGAGAAGAUGCCUGCAUGCCUACGGCAUUCACUCAACCACGAUCCAGCCCGAGUUCGCACUAGGAAGCGACGCCGAAGACAAUCAAGCCGCUCCACCGGAUUCCCGUCGGGGCAGCAACGAUCCUUCAGCACCCGGUCAGUCUUCGAACCGCAUCAAUAGCCUGCGGGAGGAGGACCCGCGGGCAUGCCUUUUGGAAUGCGGCGAUGGCUGUACGCGAGGUGGAGAGUGCUGUCCUAAGACUUCAACAUAAUUCGACAUUGUACACUACGUACUGUUCAUCGUCGGUCAAAAGCUGGCCGUCGUUCCUUAUUCAUACCCCCUUGUCUCUCUCUUGUUUUUCAUAUUUUACCUGGAUUGUAUGUUGGUGCCUCAAGUAAAAUUCUUAUUAUUGUCUUGGGUGGGCUAUUGCUAUUUCAUUACGACCUAAUAUACUGCCAGUAGAUAUUCCGAUAUAUCUAUAUCAAUGGUGUACUCAUAAGAGCACUUUGUCUCGCUCAUCUUUUCUCUGCGUUCCAAUGAUAUUAAUAGAAUCCCAACGAGAUUUCUUCUACUUUUCUGUACUCCGUAAUUAUAGAUCUGGUCUGGAGUACAGAGUAAACAAGAAUCUAUUAAUAGACGUCUGGACCCACGACAGUCUAAGCUUUACUGCCGUCACCCUACACGUGACCCCGCAUCCGCUGGUCAGUGGAGAUCAAGAGGAAAAA
Messenger RNA from Aspergillus alliaceus, 2239 nucleotides. RefSeq names its product cation diffusion facilitator family transporter. Gene Ontology annotation, molecular function: zinc ion transmembrane transporter activity. The transcript is spliced from 5 exons. Bases 190 to 1785 code for a protein of 531 amino acids. Gene Ontology annotation, cellular component: membrane. The record is from RefSeq and is a predicted model, not a curated record. Gene Ontology annotation, biological process: zinc ion transmembrane transport; intracellular zinc ion homeostasis. NCBI's taxonomy places the organism in Eukaryota, Fungi, Ascomycota, Eurotiomycetes, Eurotiales, Aspergillaceae.